AUGGACGCGAAUGCUCAACAGAAUAGGUUUCGUGGAAAUCUGGCACUCGAUCCCAAUCGUUCGACAUUGUCUGCUUCUCCACUCCGCUCAUCUCCGAGGAAACCUCGUAAAGGGAAAGAAACUGCCGCUGGAGAAGUACAUCCAUUAGCCCAGAAUACGACGGCAGACGUAUUUCUCGAGACAGAUGCAGAGGAGGAGGAAGCGUAUGACAAUCGUGCUGGCUGGACCAUUGUCGACCGAAUGCGUCUCUGGAGACAUGAUGCGAUCUGGCAACAUCUGUAUGAAACAGCGGCAUUCUGGGGUGACAAAGUAUUGAGCUGGACGAAUGAUAAAAAUGAUGCAUUUUGGCUUGCUCAAAUAUAUUUUUCGAUGCACCAAUAUUCACGAGCUGAACGACUGCUACUCCGGCCGUUCACCGAAAAUGACGGCGAUGCUCCAAUGGCAAAUGGGCAUUCAUACCCUGACAUGCUUAACUCUAUGAAUAUCCUUGACAGAGGGAUGAGCCUUGAUAAGAAAGGAAAAGGAAAGGACAUUGGUGGACCUCCUCUCCCACGUCGACCUCAGCCACCAGAACUCGUGAUUCCUGGUAUUGAUAUCGUGCCUCCGUUCCGUCAUCCAUCUGGAAUUGGAGCACCUGAUUUAGCCUCAGAAAGGACUGACGGUGCAUACACCCUUGUGGACUUGAGUGUUGCUUGUAGAUAUCUUGCUGCACAAUGCCAGAUUCGUCAAGGUAAAUGGGCCGAAGCGACCGAGAUGCUCGGUGAGGCGAAUCCUUUUCGAGGAACGGACGGGGUUGGCCCUCAAAUUGCUAAUACUGAUGGUGGUAUGAAGAUCGAAGCAUCGAUGUGUUGUCUACGUGGUAUGCUCAAGCUGAAGCUUAAUCGUGGAGAAUCCGCAAAAGAAUGCUUCAUGGAGGCUCUGGCUCUCGACGUGAAGUGUUAUGAAGCAUUUGACCAACUCAUAAGCGGAGAGAUGAUGACCGCGGAUGAAGAAUGGGAAUUUGUCCAUGGUUUGGCGUACAAGCAGCAAAUACCGGAAGAUGCUGAGUUCAUACGCCUCAUAUACACCUCACGACUGCGGAAGUACAAACACGCCGAAGAACAUUCUUUGACACGACAAAAACUGGUAGAAGAGUACGGCCUCCAAGAUAAUGUCGAUGUCCUGUAUAGCUUCGCCGACGCUGCAUACGCACAGUUUAAAUGGGCUGACUGCUUCACCAUUACACAACGUAUCCUCUCAUUGGUGAAUGUACACGAACAUACUAUGCCACUGCAUAUCGCGUGCAUGCAUCAUCUUCCGCAUUUACAUUCUAAACUCUUCAUUCUCGCACAUGAGCUAGUAGAAAAGGAGCCUGAAGCGGCUAUGAGUUGGUACGCAGUUGGCGUUUGGUACCUUACGUCAAAGAAAUGGGCCGAGGCGCGAACGUAUUUCAGUAAGACAUCGUUGAUGGACCCACGAUUCGCCCCUGCAUGGAUAGCAUUUGGACAUACCUUCGCGUUCGAGGGAGAACAUGAUCAUGCCGUGACUGCAUAUUCGACAUGUGCUCGCCUUUUUACUGGGUCUCAUCUUCCUCUUAUGUUUGUCGGGAUGGAACAUAUCAUGCUAUCUAACUAUGACAUGGCGGACGAAGCCCUGAAUGCAGCGGAUAAAAUGUGCAAUGGAGAUCCAUUGUUAUACAACGAACGAGGUGUGAUGGCCUUCAAUCGCGGCAAUUAUGAAACAGCCGUCUCGCUCUUCCAAAGAGCACUUGAGAUCUCUGAUGUUUCACAGGGUUCUCACAGUACAUGGGAGACGACAUACGUGAACCUCGGGUCAGCAUAUUGCAAGCUUGGACGAUACCAAGAAGCAUGCGAGUCGUAUCGGAAAGUGCUUGAAACUGAUCCAAGGCAUGCUGUCGCACUCGCGUUUGUGGGUAAGACCUAUAUGCUUAUGGGAAGACUGGACGAUGCUGUUCAAAAGUUCCAUGAAUCAUUAAGCGUCGACCCUGUCAAUGGACACGUUGUCGAACUCCUCAACCUCGCUUUGGAUGCAAGCCUGGAAAGCGGGCCUGAGCCAUAUGAAAUGAUUCUCUUACUGAGCGUAGGAGAGUACGCAAAGUCGACGGAGAUGAUAAAACAUAUCAAGAAGGUAAAGGUGAAAAAUCCGAAUCCUUCGUGGAAAGAUCCAGAUCCGCCAGAGGAUCAGGACGGAAUGAAUAUUGGGUAAUAUGUAUGGUAUUCACAUGUACACGUAAGUAAGAGAUGGAGAGGUUUCCGUGUCACGCGUAGGUUCUGGGAAUUCUUGAGAGUUGAGGUGUACGAUUUU
Messenger RNA from Fomitiporia mediterranea MF3/22, 2304 nucleotides. RefSeq names its product TPR-like protein. Lineage: Eukaryota; Fungi; Basidiomycota; Agaricomycetes; Hymenochaetales; Hymenochaetaceae. Gene Ontology annotation, biological process: cell division. Gene Ontology annotation, molecular function: protein binding. The record is from RefSeq and is a predicted model, not a curated record. Bases 1 to 2205 code for a protein of 734 amino acids. The transcript is spliced from 7 exons.